Sodiomyces alkalinus F11 is the source of this 1305-nucleotide messenger RNA. RefSeq lists its product as hypothetical. NCBI's taxonomy places the organism in Eukaryota, Fungi, Ascomycota, Sordariomycetes, Glomerellales, Plectosphaerellaceae. The record is from RefSeq and is a predicted model, not a curated record. Gene Ontology annotation, cellular component: inositol phosphoceramide synthase complex. Gene Ontology annotation, biological process: sphingolipid biosynthetic process; inositol phosphoceramide metabolic process. The transcript is spliced from 3 exons. Bases 1 to 1305 code for a protein of 434 amino acids. Gene Ontology annotation, molecular function: inositol phosphoceramide synthase activity.
AUGGGAAUCGGCGCCGUCGCCGAGCCCUUGGUGGUGGUAUCCCUCCUUUUCGGCGGCACUUGGUUCAACCGAAAUACUGGCCGAGAUGACGCCUACGACAAUCUCGGCUGGACCGACGACGGCCUCGGUCAAGGUGAUAGCAAGAGAUCCGACGACCACAAUGCCAGCCCCGUCCGGUCAGGCACGGUCUCCCCGGUCUCAGAAAAUGCGCUUCUCAACACUUCUUCGACCCUGGCAGCCAGUGACGAACCACUCAGGCGGCUGAGGAAAUUCAAGUUCCUUAAGUACCAGCGCACUGUGACUACUCCCAAUACGAGAGUCUUCAAAGACCGUCUAUUGAGUCGACUACUCCGCAAGUUCCCUUUCCUCGUCGAGGCCUGGUAUUGGGCGUUGAUCUACUGGGUAUACCAGCUCGGCCGGGCUUUCACAGCUGUCACUCUGGUUGAGGGUACCGUCGAUGUUGCUCGCCGACACGCGCUGCAGGUCAUUCACCUGGAACAGGCUCUUAACCUCUUCGUCGAGCUUCCGGUCCAGCAGUAUCUCUUGCAGUAUCCCACCGCCAUGCAUUGGGUCAACCGCAUCUACUCCUUCAUCCAUAUUCCGGGCACCAUCCUCUUUCUCGUCAUCCUCUACUACAUCACCACCACCCGGCGUCGCCGUGCCAUUUCUGACAAAAUGGCAGGCAACGAUGCCAGUGGAUGGGGCUCGGCCGGCCCGGCUCUGUACGAAGCUCGUCGCCGCACCAUGGCAAUGUGCAAUCUGUUGGCCUUCAUCAUCUUCACGCUUUGGCCCUGCAUGCCGCCUCGGUUACUGAGCGAUCCAAACUAUAACGGUCCGGAUGCCGCCGAAGCGAAAAGUUUUGGUUUCGUGGACACUGUGCAUAGUGCCGAUGGUGAGAGCAGCGUCUGGACGACGAACAAAUUCUGCAACCAAUAUGCUGCCAUGCCUUCCCUCCACUUCGGCUAUUCCCUUCUUAUCGGCCUCACCGUUGCUACCCUUCCAGUCUCGAACUUGCGGUCCCGUUCCUGGAAGCGUCUCGCCAUCGUCGUCGCCGGCAUGUCAUAUCCAGCACUGAUUCUUCUCGCCAUCGUAGCGACUGCGAACCACUUCAUCCUAGACGCCGUCGCGGGCGCCAUGGUGUGCGGCAUUGCAUGGCAUGCCAAUGGUCUGCUGCUGAACCUGCUUGUUGUCGAGGAUUACUUUCUGUCGCUCGUUCGAAUCCACAAGCCCGUGAACUGGACAGACCCCGACACCGCGGUGGACGACAGUGGAUGGCGCCCAAGCAUACUGGUCGAUCAGGUAUAG